AUGUCUCAAAAUUCCUCACACGAUAUCACAAGUGACGUAGACCAACCGGAUGUUUGUGUUGAUUUUGCUGACUUAGGCCCCGGCAUGGUUACUAUGAGGGUUAAGGUGAGAAUUAUUAGGAGGUUCGUGUGUCCUGCGUAUGGCGCUAGGUUCGUGGAAUUCGUACUGGAAGAUCCAAAGGGUCAAAAGAUACAUGCUGUACUUGGUGGGGACGUCGCGCAACGGUUCUCAUCUAUCCUCAUAGAAGGCAAUUGCAUAAUUUUAUCCGACUUUGUUGUACGAAUGGCUCUCGGAAGGUUUAGACCGUCUUCGCAUAGAUUUCGACUUGGUUCAAACGCUCUCACUUCGGUCAAUUUAAUAAGGCCUUUCUCUCAAAGUGAUAAUUUCCAUUUCGCGAAGUUUAGUGAUAUCAAAGAAGGACACCUAAAUCCUUGCUUCUGCGUUGAUUUGAUUGGGCGCCUUCUGGUUACUUUUGAUUUCCGACGAUCGGAGUCGAAUCGUGUUAACCAUCGCUUUUUUUUUCAGAUGAAAGACCGAAGUGGUGUACGUCUAAUUUUUCGAUUGCCGGAUGUCUUUGUUGAUUCGUUUAUGAAUGAACGGAAGAAAUGGAUUGGUGAUUUCCAAAUUCUCAUCGUCAGAUUCGCUAAAUUGGAAGUCGUCGAAGGCAACGUCACUGCUACUACAGCUUGCACGUGCACUCAAUUCUUCUUCGAUCAUGAAUGUCCUGAGUUUUUGGUGAUGCGGAGGUUCUUUACCCGUAAGUGA
Arabidopsis lyrata subsp. lyrata is the source of this 765-nucleotide messenger RNA. RefSeq lists its product as uncharacterized. The record is from RefSeq and is a predicted model, not a curated record. The coding region runs from base 1 to 765 and encodes 254 amino acids. The transcript has 5 exons. Lineage: Eukaryota; Viridiplantae; Streptophyta; Magnoliopsida; Brassicales; Brassicaceae.